UCGGAGAAUUGAUAUUUGAGAACAAUUUCUCUAUCAAAUGAUAUCAAACUUCUUCAAUAUUCCUCCAAACACUUUAUUUUGGAAUACUUUCCUUUCUAAAUUGUUACCAUGGAUCCCUUUAGAGGUCAGGGUGGCAUUCAAAUGCUUCUAACUGCUGAACAAGAAGCCCAACACAUUGUUACUAAUGCAAGAAACUUAAGGACUCAAAGAUUGAAGCAAGCUAAAGAAGAGGCUGAGAAGGAGGCAGCUCAAUAUAGAAUUCACAUGGAAGAUGAAUACCAAAAGUCACUUUCAGAGACCACUGGGAGCUCAGGAUCAAAUGUAAAAAGGCUUGAUCAAGAGACAGAUGCUAAGAUUAGAAACUUAAAGAAAUCAGGUUCAAAGGUCUCAACAGAAGUUGUUGACAUGCUACUCAAAUAUGUUACAAAUAUUAAAACAUAAUGGCUUAUAAGGAUUCAGUAAUUGAUGAUUAUGCAAUAUAAGAAGUCAUCACCUACAAUAAAACAAGCAAAACUAAGAAGAUUCAUUUGAGUUCACUAUGGGUUGCCAUUGCAUGAAGACUAUAGCUACAAACUCCUGCCUCAAACAACCAUCACUUGUCUUGUCACAAAGUGAACGAAAGUGUUGUUUUUCUCUCCUAGUUACUAUAUAGUACAUAUUUAGUAAUAUAUUUUAUAUUAUUAAUAAUAUUUAAGGGAGCAUGUUUUUCUUUUCAUGAAUUUAUGUGUAAUAACUCCAAUCAUCAUGUAAGGUAAGAGACUCAAGUUCUCAAAAUAUUUUACCAUUAGUGAAGACAA
This is a messenger RNA of Cicer arietinum (chickpea), 797 nucleotides long. Its product is annotated as V-type proton ATPase subunit G 1-like. Gene Ontology annotation, biological process: proton transmembrane transport. Lineage: Eukaryota; Viridiplantae; Streptophyta; Magnoliopsida; Fabales; Fabaceae. The record is from RefSeq and is a predicted model, not a curated record. Gene Ontology annotation, cellular component: vacuolar proton-transporting V-type ATPase, V1 domain; vacuolar proton-transporting V-type ATPase complex. Gene Ontology annotation, molecular function: proton-transporting ATPase activity, rotational mechanism; ATP hydrolysis activity.